AAUUUUGAUGAACUUGGUUUUCCUGCCAAUCAUCCAGGAAGAAGUACUAGUGAUAGUUAUUAUAUUAACACUUCCAUAAUGCUUCGAACUCAUACUUCUGCACAUCAACGUCAAGCUUUCCAAACUGGAGCAGAAAAGUUUUUAAUAAGUGCUGAUGUUUAUCGAAGGGAUGAAAUAGAUACGUGUCAUUAUCCGGUUUUUCAUCAAAUGGAAGGCGCUCAAAUUUUUUCCAUUAAUAAAGCUGUUGAAGAAAUAGUUUAUGAUAUGCAAAAUACUACAUCCCAACAAAAUCAUUAUAUAAAUACUGAUGAUAAAACUGCUGUUAGUUCCACAAAUCCCAUACAACCUUGUCACCCUGUUGAGGCUGCUAACGCAACAAUUUCUCAUCUGAAGUAUUCAUUGAAUGAAUUGGUUAGAAAGUUAUUUAUAGACGAAAAAAAUUUGCAAGUCAGGUGGGUCGAUGCAUAUUUUCCUUUCACUAGCCCUAGUUGGGAAAUGGAAAUAUUCUAUCAAGGAAAAUGGCUUGAAGAUCCGCGAUUUCUCAACCAAUUUACUUCUAAUGAAAUUAUUAAAUUUAAACCAUUCUCAAAAUAUCCUUCAUGUAUUAAGGAUCUAAGUUUUUGGAUGAAUAAUGACAAGGAAUAUGAAUUUCACAUAACUAAUUUUUGUGAAAUAGUAAGGGACAUCGCCGAAGACUUAGUUGAAGAUGAUAAAAUAAGAAAGUCGGUGGUUGAGAAAUUGGACGUUACUUUGCGAUAA
Messenger RNA from Racocetra fulgida, 759 nucleotides. The record is from the annotation of a GenBank genome assembly. Lineage: Eukaryota; Fungi; Glomeromycota; Glomeromycetes; Diversisporales; Gigasporaceae.